This is a messenger RNA of Vigna unguiculata (cowpea), 4472 nucleotides long. Its product is annotated as DNA ligase 6-like. Gene Ontology annotation, biological process: lagging strand elongation; DNA recombination; DNA repair. Lineage: Eukaryota; Viridiplantae; Streptophyta; Magnoliopsida; Fabales; Fabaceae. Gene Ontology annotation, molecular function: DNA ligase (ATP) activity; ATP binding. The record is from RefSeq and is a predicted model, not a curated record.
UUGAAAGGGGGAUUAGGUUAAUGAAUUAGAACAAAUUGGGAUUAGGGUUAUGGUUCGCUGUUGGGAGAAAUUUUGGGGAAGGAUCACUGUUGGGGACGAAAUUUGAUUGAAAGGCAUUCGUAUUGCUGUUGGUGACAAAAUUUGUGUGCAUUGGAAUUUCUUUUUCAAUUGUAGAAGAUAUAUGUGCGAGAAGAUAGUUGUGCGACAAGAUUGGUGGUGUGAGGUGUUCGUAUCGUCAAACAAGUUAACUCUUAGCUUUUCUGGUUAUGUAUUUUAAUUAGUGUUUUUGCUUCGUUUUGUUUGUGCAUGAGGAUUGAUUAUAUUUGAGUUGUCGUUUUCAAAUAGAAUAAAAGGUUCUUGUCCCCUAAUUUAAAAUUCUUUGUUUGUCAAUUUUCGGUGGUGGGGUGUUUGUGUCAACCAACCUUUAAUACAAUUUUAAUUGUGUAAGUGGUACCCCAUUUAAACAUUGUUAAUAUUUUUUAAGCUUUGUGUGUGUUUCAAUCUUUGGAUGUCUGACCACGGUGGAUACUUUGCCACCGAUGAAUAUUUUUAUAUUGCUUCUUGUGAAAAUGUCUGAUUUGUAGGUUAUUGGGUUUUCCUCUGCGCCAUAGACGAAAGUAUCUGAAGGAUUUAUUCUAUGAUGAGAAACCUGGGUAUUUUGAAUAUGCAAAGGAAAUUACUAUUGAAGCAGAUGAUGCUUGCUUAGCUUGUGAAGCCACAUUAACCAAGGUAAAUGCUUUCCUGGAAGAGGCAAUCCAGUCUUCUUGCGAAGGAAUUAUGAUGAAAACAUUUGAUGUUGAGGCUGGCUAUUUUCCAUCAAAGCGUUCAGACAAAUGGUUAAAUGUCAAGCGAGAUUAUGUGGAAGGAUUAAAUGAUACUCUUGAUUUAGUACCGAUUGGUGCUUGGCGAGGAAAUGGAAGGAAAGCUGGAUGGUAUAGUCCAUUUCUUGUGGCGUGUUUCAAUCCUGAAACAGAGGAGUAUCAAAGCGUAUGUCGUGUGAUGUCUGGUUUUUCAGAUUCAUUUUAUAUAGAGGUCAGGAACUUAAGGAUAGGGGCCAUGCUUAGAACUGUUUUGCCUGCAUGGGCUCAUGCUGUUGCUAUGAAUUCUAGCCCUACUUUUCACCAAGGAAGAACUGCAGAAAAUUUGAAGGAGAAACUUCAGGUUCUUUCUAUGGAAGUUGUUGAAGCAUAUAACAUACUGCCAAAUCUGGAUCUAAUAGUUCCAUCUCUCAUGAACAAAGGCAUUGAUUUUUUGGUUUCAAGUUUAUCAAUGGUUCCAGGCAUCCCUAUUAAGCCUAUGCUAGCAAAGAUCACCAAUGGUAUUCCUCAAGCACUGAAGCUAUUUGAAAAUAAAGCAUUUACAUGUGAAUAUAAGUAUGAUGGUCAGCGGGCUCAAAUUCAUAAAUUAGUUGAUGGAUCAAUUUGUGUUUUUUCAAGAAAUGGGGAUGAAACAACUUCAAGAUUUCCUGAUCUGAUUGACAUAAUCAAGGAAUCCAGCAAGCCUGUUGCAUCAACUUUCGUAAUGGAUGCGGAAGUUGUUGGUAUUGACAGGAAAAAUGGAUGCAGGAUUAUGUCUUUCCAGGAGCUAUCAUCACGUGGGAGAGGUGGAAAAGAUGCAUUAGUUACUGCAGAGAGCAUCAAGGUGGAUAUAUGCAUCUUUGUUUUUGAUAUCAUGUUCGCAAAUGGAGAGCAGUAAUUAUCUUUUACUCAAGCUUAAUAUAUUUGGUGAUGAGCUUAGAAAAUGUGUCUCAUGAAUACUUUAGCCUUAUUUGGUUCACUGUAUUACGUGCUUAACCCCUAUCCCGAGGUUAAGUCAAGGGAUACGUUCUGAGCCACAACUCAAGGAACACCAGCAAGCUGACCUUUAAGAUAUCCUAGAAGCCAUGUAGAUCACGCACAUCAUAGCAAGCAUAAUACCAAUCUGCUGCAGCAAAACCGCUUGGCGCUACUCAUGAGGCGCCAAGCGUUGCCUACCUCCAGACCGCCGGGUAGGAGACACAUACCGCCAGGCACAUAGUGCCUAUAAACACACCACUGUUGCAGUCAUCGCCUGGCGGGACUUCCCUCGUCGCCAGGCGCAUGCGUACCAGUAGCCCUCUAAACCCACAACUAUCAUUUGAUGACUCUAAGCCACCGCCAGGCGAUGCACCAGUACUGCGAGACAUACUAUUUUUCCACUACAUUCGAUUUUACCAAGUAAUCCUAGUUCCCUAAUGCAUCACCCAGUGCGCAAGCCCACAAGAUUAAUUCAACCCCAUUGAGACUUGUCCUUAACUCUCUACAGAUUUAAAUCUUUAAGUAUUCACUCUAAAACUUUCUUUCUAUGUUUAUAUGCAUUAGACUACAACCAUGAAACGCAUCACUUAUAUGUACUGAGACUUACCUCUCUUGUACUUCAGACAUAGUACCCAAUACAUAGAUCAACCCACACAAAUUACUUCAACCUUUAGACCAAUUCCACCAUUAGUUAUUUCCAUGUCCCAUUAAUUAGGCCCCCUCUCCAAUAAUCCAAAGUACUACUACUUUAUUUUUCAUACAAUUCCUAUUAGUCUUACCUUGACACCACAAUUAAACAACUCAUGUUCUCUGCCCAUAAUUUCAGCUCCUCCAAGUCAACUCAAGUAUACAAUAUUCACUCAAUUCUAAGUUUUAAGUCAACUCCUUAGUUAAUACAUUAUUUUUCUUCCAUUAAUCAUUCAAAACAUUCUAAAAUCCAUCCUUCCAAUUCCAUUUAGGAUUGCAACAGAACCCAACCCCAGUGCCUUCCAUCACAGCCACGCAGUAAAGGACCUGCUAAGUUGGCGCUUAGCGAGAAAUUCCAGAAUUUCGAGCACCUUCAAGCCUCUUCUGACAAUUCUCAAACCCAAUUCUCUGUCUAUCUUCGUAGUUCACACGUGAAUAUGGUAACAAAGGUUCAAUUAUUCAACUCUUCAAGUAAAACCAUAUAAUCACAAUUUCGUUCUUAUUACACUAUAGAAAUCAAUUCAAUGAAUCAUUCCCCAAACCCUAACCAUGUUACCGUAAUUGAAUGCUUCCCAUUCAAUCCCCAAGAUUCAUACCCAUAGGUAAACAUUCGUAAUAUAACACUUCUCAUAAUUUCACAUUUUACACAUGAACGUUUCUAGAGAACCCAAUCAAUCACCGAAUUCAUAUAUAUAUACUCAACAAUCACACAUCUCUCUCUCUCUCUCUCUCUCUCUCUCUCUAUAUAUAUAUAUAUAUAUAUAUAUAUAUAUAUAUACAUUCACCAAUCAAGGCCAUACCAGCACUUAAGCACACUUAAUCAUCCAUUAAUAGUCAUACCAUUAGGGAAUUAAAACAACCAAUCAUGAGUGAUGUAUAUUUCUAGCUGCAGACAUCCAAUGCAAAUCUCCACCGUUCAAAGUGAAUAACAAUAUGUUAUGAAUCGCUUGUCAAAAUGUCACCUGAAUCGGACGGUUAACGAAUAAGAAAACACAGUUUUACGAAAACUGCGCAAACUAGAAAAAUUUGUGGCGCCUAGCACCCAGAAUUCAAGAGCUUGGCGCCUGGUGGUUCCUGCUGUGCGAAAAGUACGAAAAGUAGCAUUUUUUUGCACAGUGUUUGCAUCAUCUAGUAGAGUCACCCUUGCCGCCAGACAGUUCAUCAUAGAAAAACCCAGAAUUGGGUUAUCACUCAUGCAUCGCCUGGCGGCACAUUCAAAGCCUCUAGGCGGUUUCUGGGAAUUUUAGAACAAACUCGAAAACACCACGAUUUGGAAUUAUGCAGGGCAUCAUGAUCAUACAUUACAAUACAAAACAAUCAUAAAGCAUGUAUAUACGUGAAGGAACUCCCCUAACCUGGUUUCCUUAGCUUAUUUUGGAAUUGUUGAGUUCCUCCUUGAUCACCAAUGAUCUUCCUUUGACUCUAUCUCAAUGCAGCUCCUUUCCUCACUCAAUCCUCACCCAACUCUCAAUUUUCAUACUCCUCUCCCUAUACAAUAAUAGAAAAUGCAGAAAACCUCUCCUCUCACAUAAUUAAGUACUCUCAACCAUUUGAGCUAGUACUUUUCUACGUCACAUCAAUCAACAUUAAAAUCCAUAAAGGCUCUCACUACCCGCAUUUAUUAAUUAAAUAUUUAUUUAAUUAAUUAAAUUUCACGGGUCUUACAAUACCAUCUCCUUGUCUAAAUGUUGUUGAUAAACACAAUUAACUUUGUAAGCUUACUAAAUCCUGAUAUGUAUUAAAGCAUGCAAGUAGGCAAUGGUUUGCUAAAUUUUCUUCCUCUCUUAUUUCUAUUGGUUUUAUUCAAUCUAAAUUUGAUCACUCUUUAUUUAUAAAUAAAUCAUCUACUACUUUUACAACUUUACUUGUGUAUGUAGAUUACAUCAUCUUAAAAGGAGUUUCAUUAGUAAAAAUUGAAAAAAAUAAAGUGUUUUCUGGAUAACUAUUUUAAGAUUAAAUAUCUUGAAGAACUCAAGUAUUUUCUUGGUCUUGAAGUGGGUAUUUAUCUAU